Molecule: messenger RNA, 17196 nt
Organism: Oryctolagus cuniculus (rabbit)
Lineage: Eukaryota; Metazoa; Chordata; Mammalia; Lagomorpha; Leporidae
Source: RefSeq, a predicted model, not a curated record
GUCCCAGGCCGGGGCUUGACGUCACAGCCCGCCUCCCGGGCUGCGAGGAGUAGUGAGCGCCACCGUCCGCCCUCCCGGCUCGCGGCGCGCUCGCCAGCUGCCUGGGCGGCGAGUUUUCCUCGCGCAGCCCCUCCUCCCGCCCUCCCCCGCCGAGAGCCGAGCUGCGGCCCCAGAGCUUCUCACAAGUCGCUCGCACACUUCCCCGUCGGCGCCCCGGAGGCGCAGCCGCUCCUGCGCGCGCCUCCACCGACACCGCUAUCUCAGCCGCCGCCGCGCCGCGCCGCCCAGCUCCACAUCCGCGCGUCGCUCCCCCGAUGGAGCUCGGGCGCCGCCGACGCCGCCGCUGCCCUGAGCUCUGAGCCAGGCUGCCCCGGCGGAGGGCAAAGGCGGGCGCACGCCGAGGGCCCGCGGGCUCCGGGAACCAGAAAGUGCUGCUCUCCCGGGUCACCUGGCCGGCGGCGAAGGGACCAUGGCUCUGAAGGACACGGGCAGCGGCGGCAGCACCAUCCUGCCCAUUAGCGAGAUGGUCUCCUCAUCCAGCUCGCCUGGCGCUCCGGCGGCCGCCGCUGCCCCGGGGCCCUGCGCGCCCUCGCCCUUCCCCGAGGUGGUGGAGCUGAACGUGGGUGGCCAGGUCUAUGUGACCAAGCACUCGACGCUGCUCAGCGUCCCGGACAGCAUUCUGGCCAGCAUGUUCUCGCCCUCGAGUCCCCGGGGCGGCGCCCGGCGCCGGGGCGAGCUGCCCAGGGACAGCCGGGCGCGCUUCUUCAUCGACCGAGACGGCUUCCUCUUCAGGUACGUGCUGGACUACCUGCGGGACAAGCAGCUGGCGCUGCCCGAGCACUUCCCCGAGAAAGAGCGGCUCCUGCGCGAGGCCGAGUACUUCCAGCUCACCGACCUGGUCAAGCUGCUGUCGCCCAAGGUCACCAAGCAGAACUCGCUCAACGACGAAGGCUGCCAGAGCGACCUAGAGGACAACGUUUCGCAGGGCAGCACCGACGCGCUGCUGCUCCGUGGGGCGGCGGCCGCCGCGCCCUCGGGCCCCGGAGCGCACGGCGGCGGCGGCGCGCUGGACAAGCGCUCCGGCUUCCUCACGCUGGGCUACCGCGGCUCCUACACGACCGUGCGCGACAACCAGGCGGACGCCAAGUUCCGGCGAGUGGCGCGCAUCAUGGUGUGCGGGCGCAUCGCGCUGGCCAAGGAGGUCUUCGGGGACACGCUGAACGAGAGCCGCGACCCCGAUCGGCAGCCCGAGAAGUACACGUCCCGCUUCUACCUCAAGUUCACCUACCUGGAGCAGGCGUUCGACCGCCUGUCGGAGGCCGGCUUCCACAUGGUGGCGUGUAACUCGUCGGGCACGGCCGCCUUCGUCAACCAGUACCGCGACGACAAGAUCUGGAGCAGCUACACCGAGUACAUCUUCUUCCAGAGGAGAUCAACCCCAGAAGAGUUAAGUGACUUGUACAAAGGGAGAGGGAAAAAGAAACUGAACCAGCUUGUUUACUCCCAAAGUACCUGCAACAAUCUGAAACAAGGAGCCAAAUCUAGGAAUCUAAAACUCAAUGUAGGUCUUCCACAUGGAUGACAGAGAUGCAACAACAUGAGCUAUCACCUGCUGCCUGCUAUGGUACACAUUAAUGGGAAUAUGGAUUCAGAGGUAGAUGGAGUUCCAAUCUAGGCACUCUGAUCUGGGACACAUGGGUGUCCUAACUGGUACCUAAAUUCUUGGCCAAAUGCUCUCCCUCUUAUUCCUUUUUUUUUUUUAAAGCUUUCCAUGUAUUUUCUUAAACCAAAAGAAGAUUUUUAAAAUUUCAGUAACAGAUUUCUUAUUUUUUAGUACAGCAUUCCUUCAUUUCAAUAUUAAACAUAGUACUGUUGCAAUGAAAUCACUGUACGUGUUAUUCUCAAGACCUGGAAAUUUGCAAACCAUUUUCAGAAAUCAAAUUUCUUUGGCAUCUUGUAAAUAUCAUAUAAGUAGCAACAAUUUUUUUUCUUUAUAAAUAGUCAUUCAAUAUAGUUGAUAAUAUUUAUAGAGCAUCCACUCUAUGCAGGGUAUUGUGUCUUCAUAUAGGCUUGUUUGGGAAAUGCACAAAGGUAAUCAAAAGCAAAUCUUACUUUAAAUAAAAACUUCAUUUAACAGUUAAAAAGAAGACUCAUUUCAAAGCCAGUGAAGUUUUUUCUCUCUCUAUUUUUUUUUUUUGCUUCUGUUUACUUCUUUAAUGAAGCAGAUACUUUCUUAUCCCCUUUUUUUUUUUAACAAAUGUGAUUAUCAACUAAGUUCACCAGAACUCAGGACCUCACAUCUUCAAGGACUCUGCAGUUUCCAGAUGCCUUCAUAAUCAAUGUGUGAAUUCUGCAGGCAGAUUAGAAUGGGCUUGUUUCUUGGACUGCCCUUACAGAGUUUUACUAUGGAGCAUAUACUGAACUAGAAAUUAUAUUUGGCUCUUCCUUAAAGUAGCCAGAAAACUUUCCUUUGGGGAUUGUUUCUAGAACCCUAAAUAUGAUUUAAUUAGAAAUAUAAAUGUAACAAUUACUAUAGUCUAAAUAAUCUGUGUACAGACAAUUACAGAGACUAUUUAUGCUAAAGAAAUUCUCCCUCUUUUUUCCACUUUCAUUCCAGUGUAGAGUCCUUGUAUGCUGGUAAAUACUCUGACCCCCUCCUCCCUUAACCAGAAAUGCAUCUUUUCAUUCCAUGUCUUCCUUACAUUGAAGUGUAUCCCCAUACAACUUGGAGUCGUUGAUGCAGAAAACCUAGAUAACCAUCUUUUUUGCAUGCAGCGUUGCAAAAAAGGACAGAAAGAACUGAGCAAUGUUUAUACUGAUGAUUCACGGAAGUCCAGUCAGGUGUAAAAUCAAGUUAGAAGCAGCCCAGUGCACAUCCCAAAGUGUGCCAGAUUAUAAGAUUUCUAGAAAGUGUGUUUUCCCGAUGAUUUUAGAAAUUUUGAUCCUUUCUCAAAAUGUCACCAUUGUACUUCACAUUUAACUAUAGCCUUGGUUGAGAUUGCUUUUUACAAGGCAAGUGAUUUUGGAAAUACUCUUAUACAAAGAUGAGUCUAACAAGAUUUAUGGCUUGUUGUUUCUGGGCUUACUUCUUUAACUUAUAGUUUACAUAACAGCUUUCUGCUCAAAAAACCUGUUCCUCUUCUGAGUGCCAAAAUCCACAUCUAUCUUUUUGUUGCUGAAUAAUUACAAUGGUCAGGAGAUGUAAAGCUUGAGUUAUUCUUCCCAUAAUUAAAGGGAUCUUUCAUACACUCGGAUGUGGUCCUCCAUGUAAUCUCACCAAAAAGCAUUCAUGCCCCUGGGUAUCAGUGGAAGUUGGCUGAAUUCCAGAGUAUGUCUCAUGCAGAAUCCAAUUUGCCUUUCAGAAGAGUAUAAGCCAGGAGUUGAAGACACUGUUCCGGAAGCUCUAUAUGAUAUCUGUGGAAAUCCUGGUUUUAUUCUUAAUCUCACCAGCUGAGCAUGAUGGCCUGUAUCAGAGGCCUUCAGCUCAGGCUGUCUUGAUAAAGAAACUAGAAGAUUUUCUAAAGAAAAGUAUUCUCUCUCUCUUUCAUUAUAUAUAUAUAUAUAUAUAUAUAUAUAUAUAUAGAUGUGUUUGAAUUGAUUCUACAGGCCAACUCAUAUUUGAUCAAGGAUCCAAAACCAAUUCCUGGAGUCUUUUCUCUUCUGACUGUUGAUGUACAAUGUAAUACUUUAUCCAUUUUAGUAUUUUUUUUUUGUUCUAGUAACAUUGGUUGAACUUUGUAAUUAACACACAAUUAUUCUUAGGUGUUUAAAUUUUAACUGAAAAGUGAUCCCUGUUAGGAAUUUGGAAAACAUCAUGUUGAGUGAAAUAAGCCAAUCCCAAAGGGACAAAUACCACUUGUUCUCCUUGAUAGGUGACAACUAACUGAGCACCAAAAAGGAAACCUGUUAAAGUGAAAUGAACACUAUGAGAAACGGCGACUUGAUCAGCCCUCACCCUGACUGUUGAUGAGUAACUUGAUAUGUUAUCCCUCUUAGUAUUUUUUUUGUUUAUUCUACUUAAUACUUUUGGUUGAAUACUGUAAUCAAUACACAAUUCUUCUUAAGUGCUGAAACUUAACUGAAAAGUGAUCGCUGUUAAAUAUAAGAGUGGGAAUAAGAGAGGGAAGAGAUCUGCAAUUCGGGACAUGCUCAAGCUGACUUACCUCAAAUGGUAGAGUUAGAAACAUACCAGGGGAUUCCAAUUCAAUCCCAUUGAGGUGGCAUGUACCAAUGCCAUCUCACUAGUCCCAGUGAUCAAUUUCUGUUCACAAUUGAUCGUAAUGAUAGGACUAAGAACCAAAGAGAUCACAUAAACAAGAAUAGUGUCUGCAAAUACUAGCUGAUAAGAGUCAAAAAGGGAGAGAAUGAUCCAACAUGGGAAGUGAGAUACACAGCAGACCCAUAGAAUGGCAAAUGUCCUAACAGCACUCUGGCCUCAUAAUCAGCCCUUAAGGCGUGCGGAUCUGGCUGAAAUGCCCAUGAGAAGCAUUUCAGGCAUGGAAAGCCAAGGGGGGAAGAAAAAAAAACCUAAAUGAAAGAUCUCUGCGAGUGAGAUCCCAGUGGAGAGAAUGGGUCAUCAAAGAAGGAGGUACCUUUCUCUGAAGGGAGGAGAGAACUUCCACUUUGACCAUGGCCUUGUCUAAAUAUGAUCAGAGUCGGUGAACUCAGGGGGCUUCCAUAGCCUUGGCAGCUCAUGACAAGAGCCUAGGGUGAUUACUGAUGCCAUAAACAAGAGUGUCAAUUUGUUAAGUCAACAACAGGAGUCACUGUGCACUUACUCCUCAUGUAGGAUCUUUGUCCUUAGUGUGCUGUAUGUACAUUGAGAUUUAAUGCUAUAACUAGUACUCAAACAGUAUUUUUCACUUUAUGUUUCUGUGUGGGAGCAAACUGUUGAAAUCUUUACUUAAUAUAUGCUAAACUGAUCUUCCGUAUAUAAAGAGAAAUGAAAAUGAAUCUUGAUGUGAAUGGAAGGGGAAAGGAAGUGGAUAAGGGGAGGGUUGCGGGUUGGAGGGACGUUAUGGGGGGGAAGCCAUUGUAAUCAAUAUUCUGUACUUUGGAAAUUUAUAUUCAUUAAAUAAAAGUUUAAAAAAUUAAAAAAGAUACAACAAAAAAUAUAUAUAUAUAUAGAUGUGUGCAUGUAUAUGUAUAUGCAUAUAAAGUUUAAGAUAGCAACCUACAAUGAUAGUUUAAAAAUUAGUAUGAGGCAUUGUAGUGCAGCAGGUUUAGCUGGUGCCUGUGAUGCUGGUAUCCUGCAUCAGAGUACUACAAGUUCGAGUUCCAGCUGCUUGGCUUCUUAUUCAACUCCCUGCUGAUGCGCCUGGGAAAGCAGCAGAAGAUGGUCCAAGUACUUGGCCGCCUGCCACCCAUGUGGGAGACCUGCAUUACGUUCCAGGAUCCUGACUUUGACCUGGCCUAACCUGAGUUUUAUAGCCAUUUAGGUAGUGGCCAGCAGAUGGGACGUCACUUUCUCUUUUUCUCUUUCUCUUUCUCUUUCUCUUUCUCUUUCUCUUUCUCUGUCUCUGUCUCUGUCUCUGUCUCUGUCUCUCUUUCUCCAUCUCUUUCUCUUUCUGUCUCUGUCUCUUUCUCAUCUUUCUCUCUCCCUGUCUCUCUUUCUCUCUCCCAUGUCUCCUUCCUCUCUCUCUUUCUCUCUUUCCCUGUCUUUCUCCCUUUUUAUUUCUCUAUCACUCUACCUUUCAAAUAAAUAAAAUAAAUCUUAAAAAAUUAUAUCAAAUCCUAAAUAUAUUCAUACGAAUAGUGGUAUAUUUGGUGUUAUUUGCUGUAUUUUACAUAUUCAGUGUAUGGAAACAUAUUUAAAGAGUGUCCGCUCAGAUUAUUGAAUUCAUGGAAAAGAGAAACAUCACCAUUAUUUUUUUCUAUAACUGUCUCAGAAGUUCUCAUAAAUGACACAUUUGAAUACAUGGUAGCAAGGAUUCUCAAUUCAAGCAUGCUUAGGCAAAAAAGUGGGAAUACUGAGAGAAAAUGCCCUUUGUUCUCAUUUUACUAGUAUUUGAAAGUAUAUCUUUCUAAGAUCAGUGAUAGUCUGUCCAUACAUGAUCCCUUGUUGUAAACUUAAUAUACAGCAUGAACAUCACAGCCAUGUGUACAAAACUUGAUAUAAUAAUGGAGAAUAAAUCCAUACAUAUUCUGUUAGCUUUGAGCUGUUUUGAGUGAUUGAUUUAUUGAAUGAUUCAAUAUUUACUCAAUGAAUGAUUUAUUGAGUUGCUUAAGUUUAUCAGACUGUGUGCUAAUGCAAUAUUAAGUAAAAAUAGACAUGUUCCCUGUACUUUUGGAGCUUAUAUUGAGGUAAAGAGACAGACAUUAAUAAAAUGUAUCACAAAUUUUAACUGUGAUAAGUGCAACAAUGGAAGAGAUACACAAUGCAAUGUGGUUACAUAAUGGGACAUUUCAAUUAGCAAGGCUAAGGAGUGUGCUUCUGAGAAUUUGAUGCUUGAGUUAAUAAUAUGGAAGGAUAAGCAGGAGUUAACUAGGGAAAGGGGAAGAAGGAGCAGCAGCUUGUGAAGAGUCUGUGACAGGAGGGAGCCAAGGGAGAAUGAAGGACCAAAGGAAGAGUGGUGUGAGUGGAGUGCAGAUAAAAAGGUGGCUCACUGUGAGGAUGGAGAGUGUGGCUAAGAGCAACUCAUGCAGAGUGGUAAAACUUGUUGCCUUUACUGUAGCAGCAAGUAGGUGAUUUCAGGAAGAUGGUGGAGUACAUGCAACAUGAUACAGUUCCUCCUUCAAAAAGCCAACACAGGUUGUGGGUAUAGAAAGAAUUGGAGGGAGGAGAGUGUACACCUGCCGUCUAAUUCAGGAUUUUUGGGACUUGGCAAAUGACAGAAAUGUAGUAAGAGGAAGAUUGGCUUGGAUAAUGUGAUUUCCAGCAGUUGGUAAAUCAGGUUUGUAAUUCCAACUCCUGCUGCCAGAAACUAUAGAUACAAUAUUGAUGAGAAGGAUGAUGAUGAUGAUGAUGAUGAUGAUGUUAAUUCAGUGAGAUAGGCCAACCCAUGCAGUUAUGUCUCCCUCAUGGGAAGUCUUAUUUGUUUGGCCUUAUUUGUUUUUUGCUUGCCUAUUUGUUUUAAUUUUUUAAUACAGCUACAUUCUUGAGAAGUAAGACAUAAAAAAUAAAAGCAGAUACCCUCAGUCCCUUCUCUCUGUGUACAGACACAAGCAGAUAAUCAUAUUUAGAUUUGGACAUGCAGACAACCUAUAUGUUAUUUUAUAUAAAUCAUGCCAUAAAUAUAAUUUUACAGCCUGCAUUACAAGCUCAAUUUUUAAGCAAAGUAUUUUCUUUAUAAUUUGAGGAGUGACCAUAAUUUAUUUAAUAGUUGCUAUUUUGAUGAACAUGUGUGUUACUUAUAAUUUCUCCCCAUUAUAUAAGCAUAAGACUUACAAGAAUAUCCUUAUGCAUAAAUCUUUUUGUCCUUAAUUGAUAAUCCCCUUAGGAUAAAUCAUUACAUGGAAUUAUUGGUUCAAUUGGUAUACACAUUUAAAAUUUCUAUCUAUUUUUAUUACUUUGCUUUCCAAAAAGUUUGAAACAAUUUCAUCUUUAUUAGUUUUGGAGUUAAAGUUCUUUCUUUUGAAGUGAUGUAACUAUUUUUUUGUUGUUUUUAGUGUUUUCUGGUACUUUAUUUUUUCAUGUUAAUGUAACAUUAAUACACACAGAAUAGAUUAAGUGUAGUUCAUAGAUACAAAUUCUAAGAAUAUAAUAGCAAUCCCUUCCCUAUUUACCCUAAUUUUUUGCCAAGAGUGGACAGUUUUCUUUCAUUAUGGUUAUUUUUUGUCUUUCUGACAGGCUAUUUCUUUGGCUUCUGUUUUUAAUUCAGUGUCAUUUUUCUCAAUGUCUUGGCUUCACAAUUUGGUGCAUUCAAAUUUUAGGAAUACAUAUAAAAUAAAGAUUUUUUCACAUAUUUCAGACAUUUACAUAUAUUUUCUUUACUGACUUUAGAGUAAUUUUCUUAACAGGAAUAUUGCAAGCAUUUUGAUGGAACCCUGCAAUUUACACUUCAAAGUUUUUUUUUUCCUGGUGUUAUUAUACAGAACUCUUAUUCUUCAAGACUAAACACUUUACAUUUUUGUUAAUUUUAAAAAACAAGUAGGUUUUAUGUUUUAGAACAGUUAUGGGUUUACAGAAAUAUUGUUUAAAGUUCCCAUUUCCCCUCCACCCUCCUCCCACACAUUUUCCUCUGUUACCAGUUCUUUUCAUUAGUGUGGAACAUUUGUUACUAUUGGUAAACCAGUAUUGAUACUCUAAAAUUUACUGUGGUGUAUAGAUUAUGGUAGGGUUUACUUAGCGUUUCAAACUCUAUUGGUUUUGGAGAAUGUACAAUGGCAAGUAGCUGUUGUUAUAGUUUCAACAUGAUAGGUUUUCAUUCUUAAAAAUCCUCUGAGCACCACUUGGUCGUCUCUUCUCACUGCUCCACCCCCACCAAUCUUUGGCAAAUAUAAAAUUGUUUUACUGUCUUUAUAGUUUGCCUUUUCCAGAAUGUCAUCUAGUUGGAAACAUAUGUAUGUAGCCUUUUCAGAUUGGCUUCUUUCAAUUAGCAAUAUGUAUUUAAGCCUCCAUGUCUUUUUUUUUUUUUUUGAUGGCUUAUUUCUUCUUACUGCUGAAUAAUCUUUCCAACCAUAGUUUGUUGGUUUACCUAUUGAAUGAUAUCUUAAUUGCUUCCAGUUUUUGGAAAUUAUCAAUGUUGGCAUAAACAUUUAUAUUCAAGUUUUUUUAGACAAAAUUUUUCAACUCAUUUAGAUAAAGUGCAGUUCCUGGAUCAUACAGAAAGACUGUGUUAGCUAUGUUAGGAACUGUCACACUGUCUUCCAAAAUGACUGUAUAAUUUUGCAUCCCCAGCAAAAAUAAAUGGGAGUUUCUAUUGCUCCUGAUCUAGCCAACAGGUUUUUGCCAAUGUUUUGGAUUCUAGCCAUUCUAAUAGGUAUGUUGAGGUGUCUCAUUGUAAUUUAAAUUUUCAGUUUCCUAAUGACAUGUCAUGUUGAGCUACUGUUCAUCUGCUCAUUUGCCAUCUGUGUGGCUAAUAAAUACAGUGUGCACUCAAUUUGUUUCAUUUUUAAAAAUCAAGUUGUUUAUUUGUUGCUGAGUCUUAAAGUAUUCUUUGAGUUUGGAUGCACAUCUUUUACUAAUGUGACUUCCACAAAAUUUUCUCCCAGUUUGUGGUUUGCCAUUUCUUUUUCUUAAUUGUAUGUUCUGCACAGAGGGUGGUGAAAAUAUUAAUGAAAUCCAAUAUCAAUUCCUUCUUUCAUGGUUCGUGCUCUUGGUAUUGUGUCCAAAAUGUUUUUGAAAAAUUGUGGAUCAUCUAAUUUUUUUUAUGUUGCCUUCUAUAAAUUUUAUAGUUUUGUUUUUUACAUUUAUACCUAUGGUUCAUUUUUAGUUGAUUUGUUGUUGUUGUUGUUAAAGUGGUAAGUCUGUCUUUAGAUUUUUUUUUGACACGUGGAUGUCCACUUGUACAAGGACACAUGUUUUUGUCCAUGAUUGGAGCCUUCAACCACCCUGUGUUACUGAUAUUAAGACAUAAAUGUGGCUAUAGGUUUAGGUGUAGAAUCGAAUAUUUAGCUACUCUGAGUAGCUUACAUGGAAGCCAUAAAAGUGAUUUUUAUUUUUACUGAGUCUUUAAUUUAGGAUGAGAUCAGUGGCAGGGACACUUCUACAGGUUCAGUGCAGCUAGUAUAAUGUUUUGAACACAUAAAAGACUAUUCAUAAGUUAGUGCAAAAUUAUCAGUGUGCCUAGAGGAAAGUAGCAUUUCUAGCAGCUGCCCUGGUCUUUCUCACAGAUUCUCAUUUUAAUCAAAUCUGUUAUCUUUGCUUUGUUGGUUUGCAGUGAACUUCAUUUAGUGUUUGAUGCUAGCAGCAGAAGGUUUUCAGGUAGGUGCCCUCAUUCCUGAUCCUUACCCUUGAGAGUGGUUCUAGUCUCAGUAUUACAAUUGGCAGCAAUACUUCAAAGAUACAUCUUUUUAAAUGUCUCCCACUUUAACCUUAGAAUAAAGAAUGUGAAGUAUUUCUGUCACUUCCUAAGCUUUGAUAUAACUUACAAUGGAAUACAAAAGACAUCAGAGUUUCAGUUCCUUUUAAUGUUUCUCUUCUAAUAGUUCUGUGAUAUGAUACCAUGGUGACAGGCAUCAAGGUAAUAUUUAGAAUUAAUGAUGCUUUCAGUUGAUUUAAAAAAAAGAAAUAUAUUUUAAUUCUUCUAGCUUUUUGGUUAAAUUAUCAUCCUGCAUAUAAACUAUUUUCCACAAUAAGUGAAUUGAAAAUACCAAUUUCAGGAAUCAUUUUCAUCCAUAUAACUACAUGCUUAUUUUUUCCCUAAAUUUAUUGGAUAGUUUUAGCCCAUGUUAUAAAAAGAAAGAGUAAAGCAGAUGGAUUGAGUAUUAUAAGUACAUCUUGUAACACUUUUGAUAUUUAGAAAUUAUCUUUGGAAUUACUGAGUUGUUUCAUAGUGUAUGCAUAAUUAAUAUUUAAAAUUUUUAGAUUUAAAUGGGUUAAAGUUUUAAUAAGCUUUUUAAAAUUUUAUUUAAGUUUUACAAGUUUCUUGCAUUUCAUAUAUACAGAUUUAGGAACAUAGUGACACUUCCCCCCCAUCCUCCCUCCUGCCCAUGCUCAAAAUUGAACUUUGAUAAGGAGGGACUAACUGUCCACUGAAUUUAUCUUCAUAUUUCCUUUACAGUUGAGUGAAGAAGCUGUGUAGAUUCCUUAUAGUACCGUUUGACUAUUUGUUUUCUAUUAUACUCACAUCCCACACUGCAGUUGCCCCUGGUUUCCAUUUUAUUCACUAGAUUGUUUCAUAGUAACUUCAUGAUGCUCCUUAGGUAACUUUUUCUGCAGUAUUUUGCUCCACACUCUGUAGUAUUAUGCGAUUAGUCACAAACAGGAUCUUGCUUAUAUUACUGUAGUAGUCAUUCUGUUUUGUUUUGUGGAAAGAGUCUUGAUGUCGAAAAGGCACUGCUAGCUGUCUGCUGUGGUUUGAGUGUAUCCUCCUAGGAUUUCUGUUUGGAAACUUAGUUGAAAAGGAGGUGCUGUUGGCAGAUGGUGUAGACUGUUUAAGGAGUCAAGUCUAGGACAGCCUUCAGGUCACUGGCGAUGCUAGUUCUGAGAAGGACUGUGGAAUGCCAGUGGUUCAAACUUCCUGUCUUGUGUUGCACCCUUUUCUCCCACACAUGCUUCCACCAUCCAGCAUGGGGCCUUGCUAGAGCCUGCAUCAUGCCAUUGGGACAUUCAGUGUCCAAAACUAUGAGUUACAUAAAUCUCUUUUUCUUUUGUUUGCUUUUUUAAAAUAUUGUGUUUAACUUACACAUUUCAUGUAUUUAACAUAUACAGAUUUAGGAAUAUAGUGAUACUUCCUUCCCCCCAACUCUUCUACCUCUCCCAUUCCCACUCUUAAUUUUUACAGAGAUCUACUCUCAGUUUACUUAAUGAUCAUAAAGUUAACCCUACACUAAAUAAAAGAGUUCAACAAAUAAUAUGAAAAAAAAAAAAAAACACUGUUCCUCAACGGAAGAGACAAGGACUGUAAACAAUCAUCAAAUCUCAAAAUGUCCAUUUCACGCCAAUACAUUACAUUUUAGGUACUCUAUUAGUUACCCCUGAUCAGGGAAAACAUAUGAUAUAUUUCUUUUUGGAACUGGCUUAUUUCACUAAGUUUAAUGGUUUCCAGUUGUAUCCAUUUCAUUGCAAAAGACUGGAUUUCUUUUUCUUUAUAAUAAUGAACAGCUGACCAAUAUACAUUAUCCAUGUGAUUUUUGAACAGACUCUUUACUAUCUCUCUACAAUGAAAUGUCUCAGUGAACUCAUAAUAUUUGGGCUCCUAAGUGAAAAUAGUGCUUCUUCACCCUCAUGUUUCUCAUCUCCCUGAAGAAUAAAGUUCAAAAUUCUUAACUUUGCAUCCAAAAUCAGUCACAAUUAUGGUUCAGACAACCUCUCAACGUUUAAAUUGACCCACCAACGUGAGGCUAAAAUUUCAGCCAAAGCCCAUUCAGACUCUUACCCCAUCUUGUACUCAAUCUCUAUUUGUACUUCUGCCGCUUAUAAUGUCUUGCUUCUGACAUGGCCAUUUGUUGAAAUGCUGGCAGUCCAGUAAACUCAUAUAACGUGCUGUCUCCAAAUUCCUGCCUCAAUGUAAUCAAGCCUAAAGUGAUUCUUUUCUUCCUGACAUUUGUAGGGUACUGAGAUUUUUUUACUUUAUUAUGAUACUCAACAGUGACUUCUUUGAAUUAUUGUUAACUGUGUGCAGAUCUUCUUUAAUAGAACAUAAAGUACUCAAAAGCAAGAUCAGUGUUACACUAAUGUGUGCUUAUGCACUUAGAAUUAUAUCAGACACAAAGAAAGCUUUCUAUAACCAUUUGAUGACCUAAAAUGUCACUUAUAUUUUAAUAUUCACAAUUAUCCUAUUGUUUCAAGAGUAUCUUAUAUAAAUAUGAAGAUACUCACAAAAACAUUAAAAGUGUCAAAAUUUGGUACAGUUGUGCUUUCUCUGUAUUGGCUCAGGGGACAUAUUAGACCAUCUCAGUAAUGUAGAGUACAUAUCAAUUGGAUAUUUUAAAAUUAUUAUUGUCUAGAAAAGUAUUUCAAAUUGGCUAACAGUAAAUGUUCCCUAUCAUAUUAGAAUUUGACAGUUCUACUUCCCAUUAAGGGAAUAAUCUGAUUCAUCAUUAGAUGAUACUUCAUUUUUUUUUUUUAAGAUUUUAUUUAUUUUUUUGAGAGGUCAAGUUACAGACAGUGAGAGGGAGAGACAGAGAGAAAGGUCUUCCUUCUGUUGGUUCACUCAUCAAAAGGCUGCAACGGCUGGAGCUGUACUGACCCAAAGCCAGGAGCCAGGUGCUUCUUCCUGGUCUCCCAUGAGGGUGCAGGCGCCCAAGCACUUGGGCCACCUUCUACUGCUUUCCCAGGCCACUGCAGAGAGCUGGAUUGGAAGAGGAGCAGCUGGGACUAUAACCAGUGCCCAUAUGGGAUUCCGGCACGGCAGGCUGAGGAUUAAUCUACUAUGCCACUGCACCGGCCCAAUACUUCAUUUUUAAAAACAUUUAGUUAAUUUCUAACCAAAAUGCAUUUCAACAUAUAUGGUUCUAUUGCAUUACUGGGUGAAUAGCCUUUUGUUUAGAAGAUGUUGAACAGAGAUCCAAAUAAUGUAUAAUAUCUCAUUUAUACCUAUGACCAAGAAAAGAGUCUUAACCUGAGUGCAUUUUUUAAUGUUUUCAGUUAUGUUUUACCUAAACCAUUUCUGACUGGAAGACAAUGUCCAAGGGAACAUUAUUAGUGAUAUUUUCCUUAUGAUAGCCUUAAUUUUACUUUUCUUUGACUGCAUUUCUGUUUUCAUCAGUUUUAUGAUAAUGUUCAUGAAAGAUAACUAUCAACUUCGAUAACACUAAUAGCAAGCAAGCCAUACACAGUGUGUACAGCACAACAGGGAGCAGUGCUUUUUCACAGUGUGUUUGUCUUUUAUUGGAGAUCAGGAAUACGUAAAGCAAAUAAAAAUUUUAUAGUUUCUUAGAGAAUUUGGAUGGUGUGUACAAAACAAUCUGGAUAUUCUAUUUUGUAUUAUAUUACAUUUAUAAUUUAUAUGUUCCAUAUAUUCCUUUUUAUGAUUCAAAUAUUUUAUUAAAAUAAAGGAAUAUAUUUAAGUGUAUUGUGUACUUCUAUUUAGUGGGAAAAACAUUCAAACACUCAAAUAUUCUCAGUUUCCUAUUUCAUGAAGGUAAGUUUAUUUAUUCUGAAAGGUAUUUGUAUGUUUCUCUCCAUGAUAAUUUCUUCAUGUUGUAUUGUUGAAAAUGUUUAGGAGAGUGCUACAAUGCAAAUUUUAAUAGUGUAUCUUUUAUCUGCCCUCAUGAUUAAUUUUAAGCUUACUGAGAAUAGUCUUUGGUACUUGAAAUUUUGUCUAAGCCUCAAGAGAAGAUAACAGCUGUACAUGGAUUUAGUUCAUGAUCUACAUGAAUUAGGUCCCACAACAAGCAAGAACAAAAAGAAGAUAGUUAAAUAACCUCAGAAAUAAAUUACGUGUGCAAAAAAUGAGGCGAUUCUAUUUAGUAUUUUGAAUUUUGUAUUAUAUAGUAUAAGAGAAUACAGAUAAAAACAGGUACUCUUGUCAUUUCUUUCUUUCUUUUUUUUUUUUUUUAGAUUUAUUUUAGUUGAAAGGCAGAGUUACAGAGAGAGAAGAGACAGAGACAGAAAGAUCUUCCAUCCACUGGUUCACUCUCCAAAUGCCCACAACAACCAAGACUGUGCCAGGUCAAAGCCAGGAGCUCUUUCCUGGUAACCCAUGUGGGUGCAGGAACUCAAGUUCUUGGAUCAUCUGGUGCUCUCCCAGGCACACUAGCAAGGAGCUGGAUUGGAAGUAGAGCAACUGGGACACGAACCAGCGCCCAUAAGGGAUGCCAGAAUUGCAGGCCACAGCUUUAAAACACUACGCCACAGUGCUGGCCCCUUGGCAUUUCUUACAUAUGUAUUUACAUAUGUCCCUGAAGUAUGUUUACUCCCUAAUUUACAAAUAACUGAUGACUUAGAUGAUCAAUAAGUUUUAUAAAUAAUUAAUGUGCUCAAAAUUUAAUUCAUUUUAUUGCUGUUAGAAACUUUUUUCUGUUAUUAAUCUCAAUAAAAUAUAUUUAAGAAAUGUCAUACAAUAUUAUGUUUUAGGAAGUCAGUUGAAGGAAUGGUAUGUGACAGUUUUGCUAAAUAUGUGAAUCUAGGCAGGAAGGAAAUCAGAUUCAGAAGAAUUACAGUGCUGUGCUGUUAUUUAAUGUUGUGGCUUCCAGUUUUUAAAGCAAACAUUUAGAAGGUUAGGCAUUUGGCCUAGUGGUGAAGAAGUUAUUUGUGAUGCUGGCAUUGCCAUACCAGAGUGGGGGUCAUAGCUGUGCUCCUUGUUCAAGCUGUCUGCUAAUGCAGAUUCUGGGAGGCUCAGGUGGAGUUGAUUCCCUACCACCCUUGUGGGAAACCUGGGUGUGUUUCCAGAAUCUCACUGAAGCCUGGCUUAGUUGUGGGCAUUUGGGGCAUUUGGGGAGUGAACCAGUGAAUGAGAAAUCUCCAUCUGUGUGUCUCUUCCAUUCAAGUAAAUUAAAUAACUUAACAUUUAAAAAAGAAAUCAGAAAUAACAUCAAAUUGGAGAGUACAAUUUUCUCAUUUUAUUUUUCAGGUUUUAAUUUUCAAUUUUUAUUUUGAUGCAAUAUAAACUAUCCAAAACAGUUUGGAGGACAGAUUUAUACACCCUAAUUACUUAUGGCAAAGCCAACCCUUUUGCAAACACAUCCAGGACAGGAAAUAGAUGUGCUAAGACUCUGGUAGCCACACUCCUUUUCUAAAUUACCAUCUGUUCCUCAGCCUCCUGUCAAUUUUUAUACUGACUUCAAUGUUCCUAAUAUAAUGUUGCUAAUCCCUUGGUUUACUUUAUAGUUUAAAAUCCUAUGUGCCCAUCGCUAAGCACGUUGGAGUCACCAUUUUUUGAAUAAAUGGAAUCACACAUUCAUUAUGCAUCCUUUCCUCCCUAGCUUCUUUCUCUAAACAUGAUGCUGGUUAUGCUAGCUGUUGGACACAGCUGUACUCUAAUCGUUUCCCUUGCUUUAUGGUAUUUAAUUUAUGGAUAUUUUGUAAUUUUAACUCCAUUAUAUUGCUUAUAGAUAUUUGAUAGUUUCUAUUUUAUAUUUCUGUCUGUUGGCUAUACAUGCAGGUGUGAAAUUGUUAGAUCUGUGUAUCUUCAGCUUUAGUAGAUCAUGCCAAACUGUUUCACAAAGUGGUUAUAACCAUAUACGCCCUACCAGUCUGAUGUAUUUCCAUUGUUUCACUCCCUACCAAUUAUUUGUCAGGUUUUUUAAAUGCUAGCCAUUCUGAUUGCUGUUUUUUGAUAUCUGGGUCUGGUCUUAAUUUUCUUAUCUGACUAAUUAGAUUGAGUUCCAUUUGCUCUUUUGUGAAGUGUUUUUUUUUUUUUUUUGUAGUUUGGUAUAACUGAAACACACACACACAUACAGAGUAUAAAAAUCCUGUAUUCACUGUGUGUGUUACAUGUGCUUUCUACCAGUGUGUGACUUAACUUUUCACUCCCUUAAUGCUGUAGGUUGGGAACAUAAAUUCUUAAAUUUAUGUAAUCCAGAUUACCAAUCCUGUAUUUCAUAGUUCUAUUUAUUUUGUCCUGUUUUAGAAAUGUUUCUCUACCCUGUCAUAAAGAUACUUUCCAAUACUAUAUUAUAGUUUUAUUAUAUUGCCUGUUAAACUUUAGAUUCACAGUUCCCUUGGAAUUGAUUUUUUUAUAUGAUGUGAGAAAUAUGUCAAGAUUCACUUUGUUCUUUGUGGAUAUUAAAUUGUCCUAGAAUAAUUUAUUGAAAAAGAUUCUUACUGUAUUGUAUGAAGUGCUAACUUGAGAAAAAUCAGUUGCCAAUAUAUGCAUGCUCUAAUAAUGGUCUCUGCAUUGUAUUUAUUUACUUUGUUUUAAUAAUUAUAUUGUUAGAACUCCUUAUUUCCAUUGAACAUGUCGUCUCAUCUUGUUUUUCUUUAGUAGGAUCUUUGUCAUUCUUGGGUCUUUGCAGCUCCACAUUUUGGUAUCAGCUUAUUUACAUGUGCAUGCACACAGACACAGAGUUAUGAUUUUAUUUGAAUACAAUUCAAUCCUUAGAGCAAUUAGUGAAAAAUCAACAUCUUUGAAAAAUUUUAGUCUUAGAAUCCAUGAAUGUGAUGCAUAUCUCAGUUGUUAGGUCUCCUUUAAUUUCUUUCAGUUAAAUGAUUUAGUUUUAUUUGUUUGUUUUUUCUAUAGAGAAAUCUGUCAUGUCUUCAUGAGUUUUAAGCUGGGUAUCUGUUUUUCCUGCUGUUGUACAUAGAAAUUUUUCAAAUAUAAAAUUGAGUUUUAUAAAUUAUACCCAGCAUUCUUAUAAAUCUAUCUAAAACAAAGAUCCUACAUGAGGAGUAAGUGCACAGUGACUCGUUGUUGACUUAACAAAUUGACACUCUUGUUUAUGGCAUCAGUAAUCAACCUAGGCUCUUGUCAUGAGCUGCCAAGGCUAUGGAAGCCCCCUGAGUUCACUGACUCUGAUAAUUUUUAGACAAGGCCAUGGUCAAAGUGGAAGUGAGAUUUAAUGCUAUAACUAAUACUCAAACAGUAUUUUUCACUUUAUGUUUCUGUGUGGGAGCAAACUGUUGAAAUCUUUACUUAAUGUAUGCUCAACUGAUCUUCUGUAUAUAAAGAGAAUCGAAAAUGAAUCUUGAUGUGAAUGGAAGGGGAGAGG